Molecule: messenger RNA, 4672 nt
Organism: Betta splendens (Siamese fighting fish)
Lineage: Eukaryota; Metazoa; Chordata; Actinopteri; Anabantiformes; Osphronemidae
Gene: cgnb
Product: cingulin b
Exons: 20
Coding region: 319-3846 (1175 amino acids)
Cellular component (GO): myosin complex
Source: RefSeq, a predicted model, not a curated record
CCCCGGGGUUGUGGGAAACAGCGGUUCACGCGCUGUUGUUGCCCGCGUGCAGAUAAACGGAGGCCGCGGCAGGCGCCGCCUCUUGGAAACCCUCCCACCAAUAAAGCCCGCGUCGAGGCGGGACGACGGCUCCGACGUGGGGCCAACAGGUUGCACUGGUAGCGGGCGAGAACUCCCCGAUGCCGUCGCUCCAUUGAGUUGCAUCUUGGCGUCCCGACAACCCGCGGAGCUCGUGCCGCUGCUGGAAGCACCGACUCCGGACUCUUGACCGAGGAGGGAGGAUUUCAUUCAUUUGUGCAGGCUGACGGCACCGACGCCAUGAGCGCUCUCUCCGCCGACCGAAAGGCUCCCGUGGAUUACGGCGUCCAGAUCCGCUUCAUCAAGGACCUGAACGACACGGGGGGGAGUUACCCUGAUAAAUCCAAAGGGAACGCCGCCGCCCCCGCCUCCAGUAAAUACGGAGUGGCCGUGCGGGUUCAGGGCAUCUCGGGGCAGCCCUAUGUGGUCCUGAAAGACGGCGAGAAGGGCGACUCGUAUGGGGUCCAGCUCAACAGCCCCGCCCCCGGCUCAGGGCCCACGUCGCCUUACAACAGCCUUCCCAGAAUCAGCAAGGAGCCGGCAGAGUUCGUCAACCCCUACACCCCCGUCAAAAACGCGCCUCGCUCCCCCGUGUCUCCCACAGGGGAUGAGGACGGGGAGAUUUUCGGGAGUCCGCUUAAGAGACCCCCAGGCGACGGCCAAGCAGGGACUCAAGGGGAGGAGGAGGCUGGAGCUGGAAGGCUGGGAAAAGUGGAAAUAUCCAAAGCGGAACUCAAGCUGAAAUCGGCACCCAGCAAGUCGGGGAACAAAAAGGACUGGACUGCAGAGAAGUAUAACGAAGCAGGGUUGAAACCCGUCAACCUGAACGGCACAGGGCCCAGAAAGGUCAAGCAAGCGGGCCCCGGGUUCAGCGGUUCCCUGGGGAGACACAGCGUGAGGAAACUAAGCUCAGAACCCCCAUCGGACCCAUUGACAGAAGCUCCCGCCUCCGCCGAGGCUCCGCCCGUCGCCGCCAUCGACACCAAGUCCCUCGCUCCCAUCAACAAGCUCAUCAGUCAGUUCAACACCGGGACACCCGACGGCAGCGGCCCUCAGACCCGGGGCCGCCCCGGGGCCCGGCAGCGGCUCCGCUUCGAUGAGCGCAGGAGGUCCAGAAGCCUGGACGCUAGAAAGGACGCGCAGCCCGAGGUUUCGCUCCCACCGCCCGCGUCCCCCACCGUCAACCCCUACGCCGCCCCCCUGCCUGGCCCGUGGGCGCCCUCCGCCCCGGCCAGCGGCAGCCUGGGCAGGAGCCCUGCCUCUGUUGCCAAGGUGACGGCGCUGGAGGCCCCCAAGCCCAGCUUCGCGUCGCCAGGGAAGUUCGUUGCCAAGGACACACCCCCAGCUGCGGCAAAAAAGCCUGAGGUGUCUCCGAGGAGCCAGAGUCAAAGCGCAGAGGUGUUGAGCGUGGAGGAAAGACCGAUUAAGCAAUCGUUUUCAACCAUCAGCUCCAGUCAAAGCGAUGGAUUCCUCAAAAAAAACACCAACGUCUAUGAGACGAGCAGCAGCCUGAAGAGGGGAGAUGGAAGCGUCCCAAAGGGCGGCCUGGAGGAACUCCGGGAGCAACUCAGUCGCUGCAACAGAGAACUGCAGCAGGCCUAUGAUGAACUGGCCGUGGAGCGCAUGGCCAGAGAAAAGGCAGAAUCUCGCGUGCGCCUGCAGGAGGAUCAGCUGGCGGAGCUCCAGGAGGAGCUGAGGAGGCUGGCGGAAACCUCGCCUCGCUCCGACUCCCUGCAGACGGACGUGGUGACCCUGCAGGCGGAGCUGGCGGAGGCCGCCCUGCUCCGGCAGCGCCAGGAGGACACGCUCCGGCAGCGCGAGCGCGAGCUGACGGCCCUGAAGGGGGCGCUGAAGGAGGAGGUGGAGUGCCACGACCAGGAAAUCGAGGUGCUGAGAGAGCAGUACAGCCAGGACAUGGAGAACCUGAGGAAAACCAUGGAGGAGGUCACACAGUCCCAGGAGCAGAUAGUGGACGAGAGGGAGAAGGUGAACGCCUCCAUGUUGACCCUGGAGAAGGAGCUGGAGGGCUGCAGGGGCCGGGAGGAGCGGUGGAAGGCGGAGAUGAAGGCCACCGCACAGGAGCUGCACGACACCAAGCAACAGCUUCAGAAGUCCCUCCAGGCGAAGGACGACUGUGACGGCAAGUUGAGGGACCUUCAAGAUUCCGUUCUUGCCAUGAAGAAACGAACCCCCGCGUCUGAGGAUAAAGACGCUUUGGAGAAGGAGCUUCGGCGUUGCCAUGACGAUCUGAAGGGGGCUCGCGCCGAUCUAGACAAACAAAGAGGCGAGUUGCAGAAGAGGAGCGAGGCACUUCAGGCACUGGAGAAAACGAGAGCGGACAGAGAGGCCGAGCUCCUGUCCGAGAUCAGCGGGCUGAAGGAGCAGUUGCAAACAGAGAAGGAGAAGGCGAAGGAGUCGGUUGAACCCACGGGGCCGACCGCGGUGGACCACGGGCCCAGCCUGGAGCUCCAGGAGGCCAACUCCCGCCUCAGAGAGAGGCUGGCUCGCAUGUCGAGGCUUCACUCCAGUUCCCGCGGAUCCGAGGACAACGAGGCCUUGGAGGCGCUGGAGGACGAGAACCGCAGCCUGAAGUCUCAGCUCGAGGAGGCGAAGAGAGGCGCCACCCGCCUGAGCAAGGAGCGCGACGAGCUGAGCCGGCGGCUGGAGGAGCGGGAGCUGGAGAGGGAGGCGCUGAGGAGGGGCAAGAGCGACCUGGAGGAGCAGAAGAGGCUGCUGGACCGAGCGCUGGAGAAGAUCAACAAGGAGAUGGAGAUGAUGAUGGGAGAUUCCCGCCAGUCGGUGUCGGCGCUGCAGUCGCAGCUGGACGACUUCAGGGAGCGCUCGCGGAAGGAUCUGCUGGAGGCGCAGCGCAACAGCAAGGACCGGCUGGCCGAGCUGCAGAGGGCCCAGAGCAGCCUGAAGACGCAGCAGGAGGAGGUCUCUCGCCUGAAGAAGGAGCUGCUGACGUGCAGCGAGGAGCGAGACGGCGCGCAGCUGGAGAGAGACCUGCUCAACAACCGUCUGAAGCACCUGGAGGAGGAGCUGGAGUCGGAGAAGAGCACCUACAGCGACCGGGCCAGGGAGGUCAGGGGCCUGGAGGACAAAAUUAAGACGCUGGAGAUCGAGCUGGACGAGGAAAGGAGCGGCGCGGAGCUCCUGAAUGACCGCAUCACGCGCAGCAGGGAUCAGGUGGACCAGCUGCGCUCCGAGCUGAUGCAGGAGCGCUCGGCGAGACACGACCUGGAGAUGGACAAGGGCGCGCUGGAGAGACAGGUGAAGGAGCUGAGGACCCGCGUGGCCGACAUGGAGGGGCAGCCCCGGCCCACGGCGGGGCUCACGCUGCUGGAGAACAAGCUCCACGAGCUGGAGGAGAGGCUGCGUAGUGAAGAGAGGGAGGCCAGCAUCCAGGCCUCUCAGAGACGAACGGAGCGGAAGCUGAAGGAGGCGAACGCCACGCUGGACCAGGAGAGGACCCAGCACGUGGAGCAGAGAGACCAGCUCUCCCUGCGCGUGAAGGCCUUGAAGCGGCAGCUGGACGAGAGCGAGGUGGAGGUGGAGCGCCUGGAGGGCGUCCGCCGCAAGUUCCUCCGCGACCUGGAGGAGCAGCAGGAGCUGCAGGAGGCGCUGCGGGCCAAAGUCACAGCGAUGGAGACGGAGUACAAGCGUAAAUCCCAGCAGUCGCACCGCGUGACGCUCGGCUCCUCGACCUUAAGCUCCGAGGACGAGGACGGCUUCGGCGACAGCCCUCUGCCGACCAGCAACUGCUAGAGGAAACCAGCACGCAAUCUGCCUCUGCCAGAGGAAGCAACUCAGGGCUGCGGGCGGCGAUUGUGACUGCUGUGCUGCUGUCACCUUUUACCUGCAUCCGAUACGCUCAGCAGAGGAAUUACAGUCACGGAUUUAAAAAAAGAAUAACACUUUUCCACAAGGCUCCGUGUUCCUGUGUCGCGUGCUUUGCUCAGCGGUCACACGGUAGCGAGGUGUGCAGAUGCUGAACCUUCACAUCCGAGCUGAUCUGAAACCAAAAUGCUCCUACUGCUUUUCUACCUUACUUUAGUCUGCUCGUGCAUGAUAAAUGACAUCUGCCAGUGUUGUUAAUAGUGUUUGAACUGAAUGUGACAAUAACGGGCCGUUUAAUCUGAGCCUGUGUUUUGUAUUAGUGAUAUUAGACAUUAUAACAUGCGGGAUACACGCCGUAGCACUGUGGAUCCCCAGCGGAUCCGCUUCCACUCAAUCCACAUGCAUGUUCAAUCAACUGCCUUAACGACGAGCCCCACGUCUUCGUCUGUACUUUGUGACGUCAUCGCAGUGUUCUGUUUUGCGCUCUAAUGGUUUUAAUAAUGUUCCACACGCUCGUCUGUGCUUUGUCUCAUAAUCUCUGUUCCUCCUUGUUGUUGCUUUGGAUGUUGCUGACAACCUGCUGAUGUUGGUGUUGUUUCAUUCGGAACUCGUCAUUUUUGUAUUCGGGCCGUUUUAAGCAAGGUUGCGAUUAAAUUUCUUACACGUUUCAUAAGCUGCUGUUAAACUAUGUACUAUAAGCAGAGCUCUACUGUUUAUCGGCAUCUUCCAUAAAAUAUACAUGAAGUAAUAGUGA